Penicillium soppii is the source of this 3600-nucleotide messenger RNA. It is a transcript of the gene chsF, whose product is annotated as chitin synthase CHS3. The transcript is spliced from 3 exons. Bases 1 to 3600 code for a protein of 1199 amino acids. The record is from RefSeq and is a predicted model, not a curated record. Gene Ontology annotation, molecular function: chitin synthase activity. Gene Ontology annotation, cellular component: cell periphery; cell septum. NCBI's taxonomy places the organism in Eukaryota, Fungi, Ascomycota, Eurotiomycetes, Eurotiales, Aspergillaceae.
AUGUCUUUGCCGCAGAGGCCAGGCAAGGCCUCACCUCGCCGCGAAGAAGCCCGCGCAUUUCGUGAACCGUCUCGGCGUCGCCGAAGAGACCCCGAAUCUGGCAGCUACAGCGACGACCCGACUUCUCCAUCUCACCGACACCGUCGCCGACACUCUCACAGCCAGCGGAGAACAAUGGAUACCGAUGAAGAGCGCUUGGAGCGGGGCACUGAGGUGCGACGCAAAAAGACCAUGGUCAAACCAGAGCGCCGACGGGAGGAUCCUGAUCACCCAAAUUAUCACUACCGUCAGCGAUCACACCAUAUGUCUACCUUUCCCUCUACCACGGGAAAUGACCCGCUACUAGACAACAGAGAUGGAGAGGCAGAGACCAAUAGCUCACGCAGCAUGGAAUCGAAAAAGGAUGGUCUCUACGGUGCUCGGGGUAAUGUCAACAAACCCAUGGACAGAGUACCCAGCAGACAUCGCUCGAAGAAGAAGAAGAGAGGAUCACGACGGUCAUCAAAGGGUGCUUCUGCGGACGAAAAGAGGCGCCAGAAGACUAUUGAGCAGAGUGGUCCACCGGAGCUAUGGCCUACCUACUGUGCAGUGCUCACAUUCUUCAUUCCGGACUUUGUGCUGAAAUGCUUCGGCAUGCCUGAAAAGGAGCAGCGCACUGCCUGGCGAGAGAAGAUCGGUCUGAUCAGUAUUAUCCUCAUGAUCGCUGCGUUUGUCGGUUUCCUGACUUUUGGCUUCACUGCUACGGUUUGUGGCUCGCCUCCGGUUCGUUUGAAGGUCAACGAAGUCAACUCCAAUUACAUGAUCUUCCAUGGAAAAGCUUAUGACUUGACUGGAUCAACCCACGGAGCCGCGGAGGGCAUUCCCUCAGGCACGAAUGUUCUUUACGAUCUGCCACACAAGUACGGUGGCCAGGACGGCAGUUUCUUCUUCCAGCAGGUCAAUGGUGCGUGCAAGGGAUUGAUUACUGCCAAGUCUGACGGAGGUGUGCCGACAAACUCUGAUGGAGAUUUGGGCUGGUAUUUCCCAUGCGCGCCCUUCAACCAGGACGGUUCAUCUUCGCCAAACUUGACUGUUGACUACUACCUGGGCUGGGCCUGCCACACCAGCAAAUCAGCACGCAACCCGUUCUACACCCUGUCCAGUGAUGGAGAUGUGUACUACACAUGGGAAGAUACUAAAAACAAGAGCCGAAACCUGGCGGUGUAUUCCGGUAACGUGCUUGACCUCGAUCUACUGGCCUGGUUCAACAGCAGCCAGGUUUCGUACCCGGCUCAAUUCGACCAUCUCCGCAAGAAUCCCGAUGUUCGCGGUGUUGACCUUACCUACUAUCUUCAAAGUGGGGAAGACAAGAAGGUCGGCAAGUGCUUGACACAGAUCAUCAAAGUCGGCAGCAUCGACACUGAUACUGUUGGCUGCAUCGCCUCCAAGGUCGUGCUCUACGUGUCCCUGAUCUUCAUUCUCUCUAUUGUGGUGGUUAAAUUCGCUUUCGCGUUGCUGUUCCAGUGGUUCCUAGCACCCAGAUUUGCCGCUCAAAGCACGAGUAUGGCCUCUGAUGCCAGAACUCGUAACCAGCAGAUUGAAGACUGGUCCAACGAUAUCUACCGACCUGCUCCCCGAAUCACGGAGCCUGUUGCUCCCGAUCGCAUGAGCAAACGCGCCAGUUUCUUGCCCACUACCUCCCGCUUCUCCAGUCCUUACAAUGUGAGCAGCAGCACAGGCAGCAAGCAAAGGCCCAUGUACGUCACUAUGGCCAGUCAGAACUCGACUUCUCGACUCAUGCCGAACUCGAAUCCCGACACAAUGUACAAGUUGAGCCACAAUGGCAGUGGUGGUACACUGAGUGCUGAGAACUCCCGGAAUAAUCAUGCAGCCAGCCGAACCAGCUUACUUCCCCCAGGUCAAGACCCAGGCUACGCGACACUCAUGGCGGAUCAUGAUGGUCCCGGACCUGCUGGUUUCAUCCACGAGGCAGUCGUCCCCCAACCUCCACCUGAAUGGCAGCCAUUUGGUUAUCCUCUCGCGCAUUCUCUUUGUCUGGUCACUUGUUACUCCGAGGGCGAGGAAGGUAUCCGGUCAACUUUGGAUUCCCUUGCCAUGACCGACUAUCCGAACAGCCACAAGACGAUUCUUGUCAUCUGUGAUGGUAUCAUCAAGGGUAAAGGAGAGGAAUUCUCCACGCCAGAUAUUGUGCUCGGUAUGAUGAAAGACCCUGUCGUUCCUAUGGAUGAAGUCCAGCCUUAUUCCUACGUGGCCGUGGCUACUGGUUCCAAGCGACACAAUAUGGCCAAAGUUUACACUGGAUUCUACGACUACGGUGAUACGUCGAUCAUUCCUACGGAAAAGCAACAGCGUGUUCCCAUGAUGGUCAUUGUUAAAUGUGGAACUCCCCAGGAAUCCACCCAGUCGAAACCCGGUAACCGAGGCAAGCGAGAUAGUCAGAUCAUCCUCAUGUCUUUCCUUCAGAAGGUCAUGUUCGAUGAACGUAUGACAGAGCUCGAAUUCGAGAUGUUCAAUGGCAUGUGGAACGUCACAGGCAUCCCACCAGAUUUCUAUGAAGUCGUUCUUAUGGUUGACGCCGACACGAAAGUCUUCCCCGAUAGUCUUACACACAUGGUUUCGGCCAUGGUGAAAGAUCCAGAAAUCAUGGGUCUCUGCGGAGAAACCAAGAUCGCCAACAAGACUGACAGCUGGGUAACCAUGAUCCAGGUUUUCGAGUACUUUAUUUCUCACCACCAAGCCAAAUCCUUCGAAUCCAUCUUCGGUGGUGUGACCUGUCUGCCAGGAUGUUUCACCAUGUACCGAAUCAAAGCACCGAAAGGCGGCCAGAACUACUGGGUGCCGAUCCUCGCCAAUCCAGAUAUCGUCGAGCACUACUCCGAAAAUGUCGUCGACACACUGCACAAAAAGAACCUGCUCCUUCUGGGCGAGGAUCGCUACCUCACAACUCUGAUGCUCAAAACUUUCCCCAAGCGCAAACAAAUCUUCGUCCCCCAAGCUGUCUGCAAAACCGUCGUCCCAGACGCCUUCAUGGUCCUGCUCUCCCAGCGUCGUCGCUGGAUCAACAGUACUGUCCACAAUCUCUUUGAACUCGUUCUCGUGCGCGAUCUCUGCGGAACCUUCUGCUUCAGCAUGCAAUUUGUUAUCUUCAUCGAGUUGGUCGGAACUCUUGUCCUCCCUGCCGCUAUCUCCUUCACCAUCUACGUCGUCAUCUCCUCCAUUGUCAGAAAACCCGUACAGGUCAUCCCGCUAGUUCUUCUGGCUCUGAUCCUAGGUCUGCCUGGUGUAUUGAUUGUUGUGACUGCGCACAGACUUGUCUACGUACUCUGGAUGCUGAUUUAUCUCAUCUCCCUCCCAAUCUGGAACUUCGUUCUACCAACCUAUGCGUUCUGGAAAUUCGAUGAUUUCAGUUGGGGCGAUACGCGGAAGACUGCCGGCGAGAAAGACAAGGGCCACGGUGAUGCCGAAGGCGAGUUUGAUAGUACCAAGAUCACGAUGAAGAGGUGGCGGGAUUUCGAAAAAGAACGCCGCCUGCGCAAUACUGCAUGGGCUCAACAAGCGGAUCCCUAUCCAUCGCACUACGAGACUUACUCCCAUUAUUAA